AUGAAGCGCGGUUACCCACAAUCUGCCGGCGCCGGCCGCACAACCCAGCGCGCCGGCUUCGGUGGCUUUGGCGGGCAGUUUUCCAGCAGCUCCCUGUCAUAUCUGGCUGAGCCGCCCUCCUUUGCUGCCGUCACAGACCCCAAUGUUGUCGUCUCUCUCAAGAAUGUCUUGAAAAGGGACAGCACAACCAAGACCAAGGCUCUCGACGAGCUGCUGGCCUAUGUGCAGGCCAACCCCCACGACAAGCAUGGCGGGGUAGAAGACGCCCUUCUCGAUGUCUGGACACAACUAUAUCCGCGGGCAUCCAUCGAUAAUGCCCGCCGCGUUAGGGAGCAGUCCCACCACUUACAGCUCGAGCUAAUGAAGUCUGCGCGCAAGCGCAUGGAGCGCCACAUUCCCAAGGUUGUCGGCGCAUGGCUCGCCGGUCUUUAUGAUCGCGAUCGAGCCGUUGCUCGCGCGGCCAGCGAUGGCCUCGGUUCUUUUCUCACUAGCCCUGAAAAAGCCGAUGCCUUCUGGAAGAAGUGCCAGCCCCAGAUCCUGGCCUUUGCUCUCGAGGCUAUUCAGGAAAAUGAAGAGAGCUUGAGCGAUGGACGCUCAACAACCAAGGAAGAUGCCGAGACCAAGUAUUUUCGAGUCGUCAACGCCAGUCUAUCGCUCAUCCUGCGGCUUCUCCAGCGAAUGGACGAUUCCGACAUGGACCGCUGUCGAGACAGCUACGACGAGUACUUUGGCGGCGACUAUGUCUGGAAGAGCAUCACAAUCGCCGACCCAUCAGUGCGACGAAGUACCUGCCAGCUUCUUGUACUAUGCCUUGAUCGCAAGCUACCUUACGCGGACUCUGUCGAGUGCAGACAGGCCAUGGUCACUGGUGGUCUCAAAACCUCGCAGAACGGAUCUGCCAAUGAAUACGUCACUGCUCUUGCCAAGCUCACCAAAGGCCACCCAGAUAUUUGGGAGGCUUCUGCUAAGAGCAAAAAGUCCCCUACAACGCGACUCUACGCGUUCAUUGCCAAGGGCUCUCAGGGCAGUCGAGCAAACUUCUGGGAAUCGCUUGAUGCUCUCUUGUCUGUCCUACCCCGCAGUGUCGUCACCCAGGAAUCAGAAUCACAGUUGCUGGAGUCGCUGCGCUCUGGCCUCGAGCAUCGCGAAGAGCCCCGUUCCAACGCACAACUCGGUUGGAAAUGCUAUGCCAAUGCUGUUCAACGAGCGCUCAGGUCGUUGGAUGAAGCUGACGCUCAGGCAUUGGCCAAGGCACAAGCUUUCCCUCUAUUUGAAAAAUUUAUGUUCCCUCCCUCUGGCCGUAGCUCAACCCUCGACCUUGCUACUUUGGGGGAUAUCUACGGUGCCGUGGCUAGCUCAUCUCCCGCAGUUGCCUCAGUCGUGGAAGAGGAACUGACCCAACUGAGUGCUACAAUGUGUACACACUUGUCUGGCUCCCUUCCCGGUGUUUCAAAAGAGUACCAGACCUCCCAGGAAAAGGUCGGCGAGGAAGGACGACGCUGGUUUCAGCUCGUCAAGGAACUUCACCAGCGCUCCAAGACGGACAGCCUCCCGGAAUUGGCGGAUCAGCCAUCUCUUGACAUCAUUUCUCAGUGUGUAUCCUUGCUUGAGAGCCGGAACAUGAAGCCAUUCGGUGCUGCAAGAACUUUGGAACAGGCACUCCGUUGUGUGCCUCGUCUAUUCUCGGGCGAUGCCGGCGUCCGCAUUUCCAACUUUCUCCUCGGCGCAGCAGAGGACUACAUGGACAAGUUGAUCGAGUCGUCCUCUGCUCCGAUACUUUUGAAUUGCUUGGACUUAUCGUCUUCCAUUGAAAAGCUUCAAACGCUGUACAAAAGCACUUGGGGAGCCUGGGUCCAAGAGACACUUUCGCUGGCACCAAGCGACAAGCGCAAUGAGGUUCUGGCCGGCUUGAUCUCCCAGAAAGCUGCCGCAGGCUUUGCACUCUCCAACCAAGCUGUGCAAACUCAAAUUUUGCAGCAGGCAACUGCGGCUGCAGACGGUGCGGGUGGCAGCAAGAGCCUUUUGGCGGCGGCUGUCAACUCUGGCACUCUGUCCCGGGACAGCCUACUAACACUUGCCAGGCAUGCUGUCGACGUCUUGCAGCAGAAACCUGGCGAAGGUCCUCUUGACAUUCUUGCUAUCAUUGCCAGUGGAAAUCCAAAGCUGCUGUCCGAGGACGACGAUCUGCACACAUCGCUGGUUGCCGUUCUGCUUAGUCUGUCGGAGCUGGAUAGAAAUGCUUCUGUUUCUGGCAAGGCGGCCAAAGUCCGAUCUCUCAUGGAUCAGCAUACCGAUGGCAAACUACCCGUUGUUGGCAUUAUCCUAUCCAAUCUUGAACGUGCAACCCCUCAAUCGCUCGACAUCGAAACUCUUGUCAAGCAGGCCAAGGAAGCCAGCUCCACGGCCGUCUCUCUUGAAGAUUUGCUCCCCAGCACAAACGUCUGGAUGGAGCAGCUGAAGCCAUUCUUUGAACUGCCUAUCGACCCCAUUGUCUCCAUAAGCAGCCCUAUUGGCGGAGCUACUGUGUUGGCCAAGUCAACAUCCACUCUUUCCAAGAAGGCGCUCCGUGUGCCCCGCGACAGACGGGGACGCUCUGUUCCCGCAAGAAUGGCCAUAUACCUGUCCCUGCUGACUGCCGAAGGCAUUGACUUGGCUACCCUUCCUUCCCAGUUUUUGGUUGAGCUCCUUUACCUCCAGUGUAUUACUGUGCAACUCAUCUCAGACCAAAUCACGCUUACGGACACGAAUGGCCUCUUUUCUGACCUAGACGGCGAAGAAAGCAUGCGUGAGGCAGAGACGGUCAUCAGCUCUCUACGGUUCUUCCUUAGCAAGUACACAGCAGAGAAGGAGUGGUGGGUAGCUGGUGAGGGGAACUCGGAAACAGAGAUGAUCCGCGAACUAGCCAGUCUCUUAGUCCAGCAGUCCAAGUCUCUCUCUACCUCUGCCGUAUACAGCGCCCGGGCUUUGAGUGAGCUUUUCCAGGCAACUGCAGAGGCACAAGGCUUGUCUUCUUCUUUGGAAGAACACUUUGUCAAAUCCGAAUACCUCAAGUCCACCCCCGACACUGUUCUUGUCAGCGCUGCCAUUCUCGCAGGAUUUGGUGAGCCUCUGCAGGCUUCCAAGCAAAUCAACAACUUUUGCAACCGGCUUGUUAGUGACGUGGCUGGCGCAUCUGCUGAUGGCGAAAGAACAAAAUCGAUUCUAUCGCUUCUUACACUUUGUUCCCGACUGUACGAAUCUGGAGAACUUCCUGUCGUCAAUAACCGAAUCGUGUUUGCCGUGCGCCAGAUCACAAGCUGGUUCGAGGAGCCCGAACUCCUUGACGCACAAACUUCCGCCGAGAUAUGCCGCGCCCUCGCCUGCUUGCUUCCCUGCAUGAAGGACGUGUAUGGCUCGUACUGGGAAAAGACGCUCACAUUUUGCCUGGACACAUGGCACAACGGCUCCGCAUAUAGCCUGGACGAUGUUCUGCCUCUGGCACACGCCUCGCUCAAACUCGGCCGAGUUCUUGAGACCAUUCCCGAGCCAAACGAUGACCUAGAAGACGCCCUCAAAGACUUUGCCAGCAAGAAGCCGGCGGCUCUACUAGACCUGCUCAAGCUUUUUCGCGACGUCGACGCACCAGCAGCAGAGAUUGUGACCAUGGUUCUGUCCAGAGAGGUGGAAAAGAUUGCGGUGCGCCAUACCCCCGACCUGGGCGAGAUAUACCCGCUGGUGGCUUCGGAAUCUCGAGGCAUACAAACAGCCGCCUUUGGCCUUCUGCACCGAGCGAUUCCAGUGCAGCAGCAACAGGCCGCCGUCGACAUUCUGUUGGACAAGAUUGACGCCCGACUGCCCGACGAGCUGCUCUCCCUGCUGCUGGAUGCACCCACGCUGGAAAGCUACUCUGACGAGAGCCUCGCCCAGUUUCCGCUUACCAUUCGUUGCUAUCUGCUGUCCUGGAAGCUCGUCUUUGACGCAUUCUCAGGAGCCAUCUUUAAAGUACGAAGUGACUUUACAGAGAACUUGAAGACGGAAAAUUAUGUCGCCCCGCUGCUUGACUUUAUGUUUGACGUCCUAGGUCACUCGGCCGCGCACCCCUUGAACCUGGACAAGGAGGGUCUCCUGUCGGAGCAGAUUUACAACUACGACGUCAAGCUGGCCGACACAUACACGGAAGAGAAGAGCAUGCAGUGGCUUCUGGUCCACCUGUACUACCUGGUCCUCAAGUACACACCCGGCCUGUUCCGGACCUGGUACAUGGACUGCCGCUCCAAGCAGACGCGCAUCGCCGUCGAGGCGUGGACGACCAAGUACUACACGCCGCUCAUCAUCAGCGACAACCUGGACGAGGUGCAGCAGUGGGCGGACACGCAGGAGGCGCCUGCCGCCGACGAGCAGGAGCUGCAGGUGCGCGUCUCCAAGGCCGCGCGCGAGGUCACGGCCGGCUACGAGGUGGACGAGGCGCAGGCCUCCAUCGUCAUCAAGGUGCCGGCCAGCUACCCGAUCGAGGGCGUGACGGUCGCGAGCCUGAACCGCGUGGCCGUGACGGACCGCAAGUGGCAGAGCUGGAUCAUGACGACGCAGGGCGUCAUCACCUUUUCCAACGGCAACAUCAUCGACGGCCUGCAGGUCUUCAAGCGCAACAUUGUCGGCGCGCUCAAGGGCCAGUCCGAGUGCGCCAUCUGCUACAGCAUCAUCUCGGCCGACAAGCGCAUGCCCGACAAGCGCUGCUCGACAUGCAAGAACCUCUUCCACAGGACGUGCCUGUACAAGUGGUUCCAGAGCAGCAACCAGAACACGUGCCCGCUGUGCAGGAACCCGAUUGACUACCUGGGCGCGGACACGCAAAAGAGACGGCUGAACCACGAUGGAUUUGCCUGA
Akanthomyces muscarius is the source of this 4863-nucleotide messenger RNA. RefSeq lists its product as uncharacterized. Lineage: Eukaryota; Fungi; Ascomycota; Sordariomycetes; Hypocreales; Cordycipitaceae. Bases 1 to 4863 code for a protein of 1620 amino acids. The transcript has 2 exons. The record is from RefSeq and is a predicted model, not a curated record. Gene Ontology annotation, molecular function: ubiquitin protein ligase activity; ribosomal large subunit binding; zinc ion binding. Gene Ontology annotation, cellular component: RQC complex; cytosol. Gene Ontology annotation, biological process: ribosome-associated ubiquitin-dependent protein catabolic process; rescue of stalled cytosolic ribosome.